This is a messenger RNA of Dentiscutata heterogama, 239 nucleotides long. The record is from the annotation of a GenBank genome assembly. NCBI's taxonomy places the organism in Eukaryota, Fungi, Glomeromycota, Glomeromycetes, Diversisporales, Gigasporaceae.
AUGUCACUAUUUGAACAUUGUAUUUUAUCACCUUUCGGAAUUCAUUGCGAGUUUUGCGAUUGGAGCUAUCCAAGUAUUCUUAAUGGGAAGGAACAUUUUAAUCAACAUCUUUGUCGAGAUCACAAAGAAAUAUUUGCGGAUCUUCUCAAGAAACAUUUUCUCCUUGAUUAUAAUCAAAUCUGUAGUAAUUGGAUUUCUGGGGAAUAUGAUUACGAGAUGGCCACCUUUUACUUUUUAAA